Gadus chalcogrammus (walleye pollock) is the source of this 7474-nucleotide messenger RNA. RefSeq lists its product as uncharacterized. The transcript has 3 exons. The coding region runs from base 2344 to 7107 and encodes 1587 amino acids. The record is from RefSeq and is a predicted model, not a curated record. Lineage: Eukaryota; Metazoa; Chordata; Actinopteri; Gadiformes; Gadidae.
UGUUGAAGUCUAUACCAGUAUUUCUGUGUGAGUAUUAAUGUUAUUGAGACAAUCUUUUCUGUUUGAGUAAAGUCUGGAUUGAUUUAAGCCUUGUUUCACUGGUCAUACAUUUCGGUCCUACUUAUUAAAAUUCUGAAAAUUAAAUCCUAAUUCAUAUCCAAAUACAUUGAGAAGGAUGAAUUAAUGCAGGUCAAAGAUUAAGAUAAAAAUAUAUUCUAUUAUGAAAUUCACAGAUAAAAGUAUUCACCUAUUAAACACUUUCCAAAUGCAAUGAGGAAAUAACUAAACUGAUCAGUUCACAAAUUAUGUAACUGAACAUAUGGUGAAUGUCCUUACAGGCAAGGGCGUCAGCUUGUUUUUAGAAGUGGCGGGGACAAUAACCAUAACCUUGAAUGUGGUUUGAAAAGUGCUGGGUACCCUUAUGAAAGCUAUUCAUCCAUUCAAUGCUGCAUUACAAUAUGCUGUACAAUGUAUUGUCAGGUGUUGAAAAUCCUAUUCUAACAAUAAAAGUUGUUAGAAUAGGAACAGUUUGUGUUUUGGCUUGUUUUGCAAAACGGCGUUGGAAACACCAGGGUAUUGGCUCGGGAUAUAUAAUACUAAUACACACAGGACAAAGAACAGUGUUGGCAAUUUAACACUUAUCUUGACAUCAACAAACUUUACCAGACAAACAAAGCUAGACUGUAAAGGGGGUACGAAAUGAAACGAGGUACUGAGCAUCAGCCUUUUGAAGACGAGCAAGGGCUGCUGGGAGCAUAUGUUAUGCUGCAUUAAAAAAAGAAGAAAAAUACAAGCACCCAGAGGAGAAUUGCAUCUGCCAAAUCCUGACCAGUAAGGUAGACACCAGUAAACACUUGCGAAGGACCAAUGUAGACUUCACUCGUUACAACAUCAUAAGCAAAUUGCCCGCAAAUAAAAUCCCCUACAGUUUAGGAUAAUCACACAGGUUAUGCGAGAACAUAUUUAUGUCAGGAUAGGCCUACCAAGGCUCCAAGUCUAAUGUCACAUAUCUCAAUCAGGCAAAAAAACCAUAACCACAUUGGCAUAGCAAUCGCUCUGUGUAGCUGCUACUAGCUGCAAUCUAUAUAACCUACAAUGCAUACUAGCUGGAGCACCAACCAGAAUCAGAUAACAAUCGCUUAGGACCGUGGGUAACCUUUGGCCAGGUCAUCACGAGCAAUCAAAAACGGCAGCAAAGUUUACGUAAACCAAUUUCUUACCUUAUGGGCCCUCCACAUGAAGGCUAGAUGAUGUAUACAUAUCGUUAUCCAGUGUCACAAUCAUGAUUUUUACAGGAAGCAAAAGGACUCGGCCAAGACCGAGGCCCUUAGGCUAGUGACAAACAGUCAGAAAGGGCUUUAGUUUUUGAGAUACCCCUACCGGAGGUAGAACUAAACCCAACAAUGUUUUUCCUCAUCUCUAAGGUCUCCCAUACAUGAAAGUGAUUCUUGGCUAAAAUAUUUUUACUGCUAAGAUUGUGAAAUUGACAGAUAUUGUUAUAUACCUCCAAACAAAAAAAGGCCUAAAAUAUAGCCUGUCCGUAUGGGAGUUAAGACAGAUAAACUAAUGCAGAAUGAUAACACAAGCUCUGAGAGCUUUGAGACUUGGCAAGUUUGUAGCCAGGGAGUCACUUCACCUACUGGAAAAACCUGGAUGUGAAUAUCUUGAUGCAUGAAGUAGAUGGAGACCUAUAAACACAUACCUAAAAUAAGCGGACAGUGAAAAAAAUGAUUUCUAUGCAGAAUGUUAUCAUUUACUUUGUAGUUGCUUUGCCAGGCAUUAUCAUAGGAACACAUAAUAUGGCUUGUUGGAAAGGUGGGAUUGUGCUGAAUCCAGCAAUACCAAACAUCUAUAUAUGGUAUGAACAAUGAAAAUGGUAUGUCACUCAAUGUAUGAGGUGUCCAAAAUGAAAGAAAAUGAAACCAGUCCAAUGCCCAAUAUCAGUGGUCAGAGGAAUGUUGAUAAAUUCAAUAAUACUGCAAAUUAACUUACAUGAGGUAAGUGCUGCUGUAUAUUAUAACACAUUUAAUGAUUAUAUUUUUAAUAUGGCACAUUGUAUUAUAUAGUUCAUACAGAAAGAAAGAUCCAAUUGAAUCAGGUUAUAAUUGAAAAGAACACCUAUAUCAAAAUAUUUACAUCCACUUGAAUUUCUUUGUAGUCAAGUAAUUACUGAAUAAUGGGAAAUAAUGUUGGCAGCUUUGGUCUCUCCAGACCAGAAGUGGGCAGUAGAACCCACUACCCCCUUGAUGUGACCUUUGAUUUGACCUUUGAUGUGACCAAUGAUGAAGCUAGCUACAUCAUUGUCUUCAUGGAUAUUUUCCUAAACUGACAGUCAGUUGAAUUAUGGAGGAUGUCUUACAGACAUUGGAUCCAAAUCUUUGUAUCAUUUGUGGGAAUCAUUUGGAAAAGGGCAAGAAAAAAGAUCCCUAUGUCCAAAACCCCACAGUAGAAGGCCUCCAACGCAUACUUACUCUUGCUCAGCAGAGAGAUGAUGAUGUCCAUAAAAACUUUGCUCCAUAUAGAGAUGACAUACUUUCAGCCAAAAUUAAAGUGUCAUAUCAUGUAUCAUGUAGAGCAAACUACUGCAAGAAAAAAAACAGUGAGCAGCAAGUUGCAGAUGUUGAGAGUGAGAGCACAUCUGUGCCAAGAAGGCUGAGUAGGUCUGAUACAGCAUCAUUUAACAUACGGAGAGAUUGUUUCAUUUGUGAGAAGUCCAGCACUAGACCAGAACCUCUGACAGCCAUUUCAACUGGUACAGGCACGAGUACCAGAGAAAAGGUACUUCAUGCAGCUUCUGAAAGGCUUGAUGAAGAUGUACAUCUUCGGAUUCUUUCAUGCCCAGAUCUCUUUGCAUAUGAUGCUAAAUACCAUAAAAAGUGUCUUGCACACUACAUCUCUGAACGAAAUAUAGCAGCUGCCAGACGAAGAAAAGAAUCUGAAAAGAAGCAGACAAAUGUCUAUGACAAAGCCUUUAUCAAGCUAACUGAAGAAAUUGAUAAAACAGUGUUGUCCAAGGAUAUGAAAGUUCGAACUCUCAACUAUUUGACUGAUAGCUACGAUGACAUACUAAUGAGCAUUUCUGAGGAAGAUGUGUCCACGGUCCAACACAAGAAAUACAGAUCCUGGAAACUAAAGGGAAAGUUGAUGCAGCAUUACAAAGACAGGCUGGUAUUUGUUCCACGUCCAGGAAAGUCAGAUCUGGUGUGUUCGGAGACUAUGACUGUAGGUUGUGCACUGAGGGAAGCUGCUCAACUCAGAGAAAAGACUGAAGAACAUAAAGAAGACUAUGAGCCAACACUUCCAGAGACAAGUCAGAGUCUUUCUGAAACUCAAUUAUUACACAGGGCUGCAGACAUAUUGAGGAAAAGCAUGGAGCAGGUAGAGCAUGACAGUAAAUCAUAUGUCAGCAGUGAUCGUCUAUCACGUUGUCAAUGCAGCAAGUAUGUACCAAACACCCUGUAUGAUUUUGUGAACUGGUGUGUUGAUUCACGUGCCCACAGAGGUUACCAAACAUGUGAUGAUGACCCAGCUUCGAAGGACAAUCUGUGUGUGAUAGCAAUCUGUCAUGAUCUCAUUGGGCAGAGCCGUCACAUCCAUACGCCAAUCACACUGGGACUCGCCAUUUUGAUUCAUCAUGAGUUUGGUAGUAAGACACUCAUCGAUGAGCUCAGUGCAAUGGGGCACUGUGUUUCCUAUACAGAGGUUAGGCAUUUCCUCACAUCUGUGGCAGCAGACCAGAUAUCAAGGACAGAAAGAGGUGUCUACAUCCCAACAGGCCUCACUGGAGUCGCUGAACAUGGAAUUGUUGAUGCAGCCAUCGACAACUUUGACCAAAAUGAAGAUACCCUGGAUGGGAAGCAUACAACUCAUGCUAUGGCUUCUGUUGUGUUCCGAAGAGGCCAAGUCUCCACAGCAGAUACAUGCCUAGCACGGGUUCCAGAGAGGUCCCUCACCACCUCAAACACAUUCGACCUGAAUGGAGAUACACUUCACAGAUACAUCAAAUCAACAAAGCGACCAGAACCACCUGAACUUCCUGAGUUACUAAACACAAACACAACAGUCUCUAAAGCAGCUGAAGACAGAGAUCUGGUAUGGAAGCUGUCCCGAAAUGUAAUUGAGAAUCAGCAGCAUGUCCCUUCAUGGUCUGCAUUCAAUGCCUUCACGUCAGACACUGCUUGUUCAGUAGCCAGUGUACUCUACAUGCCCUUCAUAAGAGAAUCACCCUCAGAAUUGUCCACCAUCUAUACAUCUUUGAUAAGACUUGUACAGCUUGCUGCAGACCUGGGACAGGACCAUAUUCUUGUGACUGCAGACCUUGCUAUUUAUAGUAAAGCACAACAGAUAAUGUGGAGCAAACCACUUCCUUUACAAGGAAAGAUCACAAUGAGACUGGGAGGUAUGCAUAUCACGAUGGCUUACCUGGCAAGCAUCGGAAAGCUGUAUGGCGAUGGUGGACUCUUUGACAUACUUACUGAGUCAGAUGUGUAUGCAGAGGGAACAGCUCGACAGAUGCUUCAAGGGAAACAGCUGGCAAGAGGAGUAAGGAGCAUAAAGCUAGCCUCUGAGGCUCUGUUCAGGCUCUUCUGGAAAGCUAUGCAAUCAUGGCUUGAAAAACAAGGCCAAUGUGCAAUGACUGAAGAACAAGAGCAACUCCUACGAGAUGUACAGCAUGCAUUUCAUGGUAAUGACAAGGCCACUGCUCAACAGUUCAUCGGUGAGGUGGAGACUGAACUCCAUGAGAUUCAGAAGAAAAUCCAGAAGUUCACAAAUGAGGGAGUUAAGCAAUCAGCAACAUUUGGAUACUGGAUAAUGUUCCUAAAUGGUGCUGAUCUGUUGCUACGGAUCCUUCGCUCAGAACGCGAAGCUGACUUUCAACUUCACCUGAAUUGCAUGUGUGAAGUUAUGCCUUGGUUCAGAGCUGCUGGAAGGACCAAUUAUUCCAAGUACAUGCCUGUCUAUGUUGCAGAAAUGAAAGCUCUUGAACAUGAACAACCAGAAGCAUACACAUUCAUGCAGCAAGGUGGGUUUGUUGUUCGCCGGUCUGAGCAUCGAAGCUUCAACUGUGUGGCAUCUGAUCAGGCACUGGAGCAAACCAUUAAUCGUGAAGGCAAGAGUCAGGGUGGAGUUGUUGGUUUUACAUUGCGAAAGGGAGCUCUCACAAGAUGGCUGAUGACAAGACAUGUGACCACAGCAUAUGUGGAUGCCAUGAAAGAGCUUUGUGACACUGAUGCAAAGGGCCAAAAAGUACACCAGGAGCAUGGAGCAUCCAGAACGGAAAGAGACGAGAGAGACAUACAGAAGAUAAUGGAAGCUGUGGAGCAGAGACAGAAUCCUUUUGAUCUUGAAAGCAUUCCUGAGGAAUUGAUCAAUAUUGCAAGUGGUCAGGUUGCAUCUGAGAAGGUUGCAAAAGGGCUCUCAAGCUUCCUCCAAGAUGGUGCAAAGCAGAAUGCCGUCUUUAUUGAAGAACGUCUGGCAAAAUCAAAAAGAACAAAGAGCUUCUGGGAGCCUGAGAAAAGAAACCAGUGUGCAACCUUCAAGGAUAUGAAAACAUCAGUUGGAGUCCAGUCUAGACAGGUUCACAUGGACUCAGAUGUGCUCUUUCGAAGGUUACUGGCUGUUUCCAAGCAGCGAGAGGUGUCCAUGGAAACUGUGAUGUCUCAUGAACUCGCAGCUGUCCCGCCCUCUUUGUUUUAUGAUGAUGGAAGCAUGAGGAAGACAACUAAAGCUGACCUUGCCAAGAAACUGGAGGCUGUUGUUGAAGAGUCACAGCAGCUGCCAAAUGUUGACGUACCAUCAGCAUACAUCAUCGAUGGCAUGGCUCUUAUACAGACUCUCCAUGAUUCAGCCUUUCAAACAUUCAACGACCUGGCCGAGUGUGUCUGGAAAAAGAUCACAAUGUUAAUGGGAAAGGAAGGCAUCAGCUGUGUUGUUGUAGUGUUUGACAGAUAUGACCAUCAACACUCAGUCAAAGAUCUAGAGAGGCAAAGAAGAGGCACCAUUCAAACCACACGAACACAUAUCAUCACAGGACAAGCAAGUGUUCCAAACUAUAGGAAAUACCUUAAGAUAAGUGGAAACAAGGCUGCUCUAUGUAGCUUUGUGAGUAACUACAUCACAAGUACUGGACCGAUGAGACUCUCUUCAGAGAACACAGUUAUCUUGGCUGGUGGAUUUGAUAAUGGUGAGGAAGUAAAGAGGGUUAGGAAGUCAGGCAUCGACAAUUUGACAGAGCUUUACAGUGACCAGGAGGAGGCAGAUACGAGACUGGUGUUACAUGCAAUACACCUUGCAAGGUCACAUUCUCGUCUAAUAGUCAAAUGUGAUGACACAGAUGUGCUGGUUUUGCUGAUCUACUAUACAAGCAAAGGAAUGUUUGGAUCCUCUGCAGUUUUCAUGCACUCUGGACAUGGCCUGAAGGAAAGAUUCAUCCCAGUCUGUUCAAUCACUCAGAAGCUUGGACCGGUUCUUUGUGAUUGUUUGCCGGCAUGCCAUGCCCUCACAGGUUGCGAUACAACAAGCAGCUUAUACAGAAUUGGGAAGACCACUGCCUUCACAAGACUGAAGUCCCAUCUGAGUGAGCUGAAGGAAAUGACUAAGUUUGGACUUUCUGGAAGCCUGCAAGAAGCUUUGCCUGUGGCAAGAAAAUAUGCCCUGCUCCUGUAUGGCCAAAAGAAAAGGGUGGAUGGACAUCUUUGCACCAAUCUGGAUGAGCUGAGGUACACACUUGCAUCUACCACAGAUGCAUCUGCAGCAAAUCUACCUCCAACAGAAGAUGCCUUCCAGCAACAUGUGUUGAGAGCCUUGUAUCAAACAGCAGUGUGGCGUCACAGCCACUUGGCCAGGCCUCAUCUCUGGAACCCAGUUGGUAGAGGAUGGAAGCUCAGAGAAGAUGGGUCCAUUGAACCUGUGAUGUUCCAGAAGGAACCAGCACCUAAAGAAGUCAGAGACAUCACCCAUAUGUACUGUAAAGAUGGAAAAUGCAAUGAUACCACCAAAUGCCAGUGUCUUGCAGUGGGAUUGACUUGCACUGAGUUUUGCUCUUGCUCUUUUCCAGACUGUCCAAAUGUGACUCAUUUUGUCACUGAUGAUGAUGUGGAUGAGUGACAAUGAAAUGUUAUAGUUUAAGUAAUAGUUUUAUUAAAAGGCUCAUCAAUGCCAAACUGCAAUCCUGACUCCUGGUCUCCUGUGUGUGCUAUUGCCAGGCCCUAAGCCAUAACUAGACUCGCCUCAGAUAGGACACUACAGCACAUUGCAAUGCAAUGAGUUCUUUCAUUUGGGACAGCUAAAACAUCUAAUUAUGAAUGGUUGCAUGGUUUAUUUUAUAUUAUAUAUAUAAUAUAUUCAUAUUAUAUUUUUAUAUUUGGUUGGCUGGAUUUAGCGCAAUGACAUCCUUCCAACAAGCCAUUUUAUGAGUUUCGAGGACAGUACAAGUAGUCACUGUAAACGUGUCAUCUUUCAAUUUCAGUCUUUG